Lodderomyces orthopsilosis Co 90-125 is the source of this 1251-nucleotide messenger RNA. RefSeq lists its product as uncharacterized. NCBI's taxonomy places the organism in Eukaryota, Fungi, Ascomycota, Pichiomycetes, Serinales, Debaryomycetaceae. The transcript has a single exon. The coding region runs from base 1 to 1251 and encodes 416 amino acids. The record is from RefSeq and is a predicted model, not a curated record.
AUGACAGUUGAGACGUCUCGCGAAGAUACACACAACAACGACACAGUCAAUGGAAGGCUGCAUCACAGGACACCUUCUCCCACGGAACAGACUGAAAAACGAAGCCAGAGAUCAACCAAAGCAGAUAUGCCAAUACAAUUUAAAGUCAGACAGUUUUCGUCUUCACCGAAUAGCCGCAAUGAUUCAGAACAGAGUUCAAUCACACCAAAUGCAAAAGCGACUCCUAAGUCGAAAGGAUUGAAUGUGUUUGCCGUAUCGCCGCUUGGAGCUAGGAACACUCUGCAUAAUCAGUCAAACGUCAACACCACGCCACAGUCACUGACAUCAAUAAGAAGGCGCUCUUCGGUGCUAUCAAACAAUGCUCCUUUACCUUUACUAUCAGAGUCUGAUGAUGAAACUCCCUCUACAACCCAAAACAGGAAAUCACCCACUCCGAAUUGUGACAUAGCAUUACCGCUGAAUGAACAGCUUCUACAGAUGAGUAUCGAUGAUCAAUUGAGGAUACUAGCUCUAAAAGAAAUGGCAAUUGUACAGAUUAAGGACCAGAUUCAAAGCCUAAAUAGAAAAUUGCACACAGAGGAGGAUGAAUUGCAUAAGCUACGAGAAGUGGUUCAAAGAUCGUUGUACCAAGAAAUUAGUGGUGCUGCUAGUAACACUGCUAAUAAAGCAAACAGACAAAGAACCAACUCCAACCCCAGGGAUCAAGCUAUUGAAAGUAUCAGAGCCAAGAGGCGAUCAUCAUCCGGGACAGCAAUACAUUUAGAUCCGGAUCUGACUGAGGAUGGUGGUAAAUCGUCCAAACUAUGGAGUGGAUUGACCAAACCGUUCAAUAUGUUGCAACAAUUCGAUACAAUGAUUCAAAAUGAGUUCGAAAAGUCGUUAAUUUUAGACAAGGAAAGGCAGCAGCAGUCACAGCAGACACUGCAAAGACUGCAACAUUUGCAACGUCAGAGACCGAGAGAGCAAGCAAGAAACACGCAUCAGCUGCAUAAUUCGGAAGACUCAACUACAAGCAUUGGAUCGAUUUCGUCUCCCUUGCAAUCACGAACGGCGCAAACUUUGCCAGAUUAUAAGAAUAGUGAAGAUCGACAAUCAGAUGACAUGAUGCAAACUGUUUCAGCGUCAAUAUGGUCAUUUGUCAAUGACGUGAAACAAAAUGUCUUGUCGUCGUUGAAUGAAGAGGAGUUAGCGGUGAGUAAUGAUUUUGAGGUUGACGAUCGGACUAUUGAUUUUUCCAUGUACAAAAGAUAG